ACCCAAACGCUGGCGGUUUCGGUUUGUCCGAAUGAGUAAUUAUUAAUUCAUUAGCAAAUGUAUCGAUGAGCGAUUUAGCGCGUUUGUCUAAAUAAUUGUUAAACAAAAAGAGGGGAGCCCGAGAAGGUCAACUAGUUGCACAUAACUAACUACAAACAAGCCCGCAGUUUCGCACAAGCGUAUGUUUCCAAAAUUUGAUGAAAUGGACAUGUGAAGUGUUGGUUUACAAACGGCGCAAAGAUGAACAUCGGACUUGCACUCGCACUCUCCGCGACAAUUGCACUAGUCACAUCGCAGAUUUACUUUCCCACCGAGGAACUGGACCAGAUCUUCGAAUCUGCGACGAAAAAAAAUCAACCCCUUCGACCCAGUAGCGAUCACGAUGCCACCGAUCCGGAUUCGACAGUUUCAAACGCGAUAGCGAAGCUAACGUUGGACAUAAAUCGAGCGACGGGCAAAUUGCCCAAUUUAGCAUUCAGCCCCUAUAACAUUGCAGGUGUGCUCGCGCCCAUACUACUCGGAUCGAUCGGGCAAACUUCUGACGAGAUCUCAAACUUGCUGGGAUUCGACGAGAGAUUUAGGCUGAAGAAUGACAAUCUUGAAAUUCAUAGGCAACUGAGGCGAUUUUCCCAAAAAAUCGGAUUAAUUACCGGUUUCGGUGAUACAAUCGUGUACAAAAGCGUGAUUUUCGUACAGGAGGACUACCCGAUACGAAAGGAAUACGAACUGGCGGCCAAUUACUUUUACCAAACUAAGGUUUUGAAGGUAGACUUUCAAAGGAAUCCCGCUGCAGCGCAGACGUUUAUUAACACCUGGGUUGCGAAUAACACAUUUGGUAUUAUACCAACUUUAUUAGAGAGCACCCCCAGGCCGAGCACCAAGGCAGUCAUCGCAGGAACCUUAUAUUUCAAGGGAGCUUGGGACAAACCGUUUCUAAAAGGAGGUAGCACUUGGCGGCCUUUUUACACCAAUGGCCGAACAAGCAGAAGCACUAGCAAGGUGAUGAUGAUGUACAACGGUGGUGAGUUCCCCUACUACAAAUCGAAGGAUCUGCAAGUCGAGAUAUUGGGAUUACCGUACAAAGGUGGCAAUACAAUGUACGUCAUUCUUCCACAGGACUCGAAUAUAAACAAACUGCGCUAUUUGGAAAAUUACCUAACGCCGGUACAACUCCUCGCUCUGGUCAAUGCAACCAAACCCACAGAGGUGGUCGUAGCGUUCCCCAAAAUGCAAGUCUCCGCCACACUCCAUCUGGCACAAACGUUGCGAAAUUUGGGCGCGAGAUCGCUCUUCGAUCCAAACACCAGCAAUUUGGCAUUAAUUACACCGGGCUUUACGACACGAUUUGGAGGCGUUUACCAACCGAGACGGACGACAACGCAAUCGCCGCCAAACUGGAACAAUCAACUUAUUUUCGCGAGAUUCAACGAUCAAACAAGCUGCCAGCGCGUCUACGAUUUUAUUACGCGAAAAUACCGAUGCUACAGCGAAGUACGACGCCCGCGCGCCGCCCAAUCACAAUUCCCUCAAACCUCCCCGUUAGAUUUCUUAGACAGGCUGAAAGAAGACCAUCGACAAUUGAGCGCGAAUCCGCAACAGGCGAAUCCCGGUCUGUACGCAGAGGAAUUUAUCCACAAGACGUUCAUCGAUAUCACGGAGGAAGGGACGGAGGCCGUCGCUGCUAGUGGUAUCGGCAUUAACAGAUCAGGCGGUCAAGUGACGUUCCGAUGCGAUGUACCUUUCUUAUUUUUUAUAUAUCAAAAGGAAACGAAGAUGAUCUUGUUUUGGGGGUCAGUUACCAGUCCCGAGCCCAGUGCUCCCAGUGAUAGCAAAUAAUUGUAAUGAUCGUAUUAGGAAAAUAAAUAAUUUAUUUUGUCA
Molecule: messenger RNA, 1878 nt
Organism: Photinus pyralis (common eastern firefly)
Lineage: Eukaryota; Metazoa; Arthropoda; Insecta; Coleoptera; Lampyridae
Product: serine protease inhibitor 28Dc-like
Exons: 3
Coding region: 241-1836 (531 amino acids)
Molecular function (GO): serine-type endopeptidase inhibitor activity
Source: RefSeq, a predicted model, not a curated record